UGAGUUUAUUUAUCACUGGAAAUUCGCGCAGAAAGAGCAACCAAACCCAAAAUCCAAAGAAUAAAUUUUCUCCACUUUUCUUUCUCUUUCUCUCUCUAACUUUCUAAUUUUUUAUUUUCUUUCUUUUAUUUAUUUAAUAAAAUUUUAUUAUUUCUCAUUCUUUCUUCUUCUAUAGUAUAGCCACCUUUCUAUCUGUUAAAUACAAUUUUCCACUUUAAUUCUUCUUCAUCAAAAAAAUUUAUAUUCUCUCUUCUCUUUCACACUUCUCUACUUUCUCUCUCUUCAUUUUUGUUGUUUCUCUCUCUAAAAACAGGGGAACUCUGUUCUGUUCUGCUUUUUUUUAAGCUCUUUAACAAUGGCGGACAUUAGUCAUCCUCCCAUGGAACAACUUCAAGACCUUGAAUAUUGCAUAGACUCUAAUCCUCCUUGGGUCGAAACCAUACUUCUAGCGUUCCAGAACUACAUUUUGAUGCUUGGUACAAGUGUGAUGAUUCCUACAUUGAUAGUCCCUGCAAUGGGUGGAUCUGAUGGUGACAAGGCACGGGUCAUACAAACUCUCCUAUUUGUGGCAGGGAUCAACACCCUUUUACAAGCAUUGUUUGGGACCAGGCUACCUGCUGUAGUUGGAGGAUCCUUUGCUUACCUUAUUCCUGUAGCAUACAUAAUAAAUGACUCAUCACUGCAGCGCAUUCCGGAUAAUCAUGAUAGAUUUAUUCAAACUAUGAGGGCUAUUCAAGGAGCUCUUAUUGUCUCCUCUAGUAUACAGAUUAUUCUAGGUUACAGCCAACUAUGGGGACUCUUUUCACGAUUCUUCAGUCCUCUUGGCAUGGCACCAGUUGUUGGAUUGGUCGGCUUAGGAUUGUUUCACAGAGGAUUUCCUGCGCUAGGGAACUGUGUAGAAAUUGGGCUACCAAUGCUAUUGCUCGUGAUUGGACUGUCUCAAUAUCUGAAGCAUAUCAGACCUCUGAAAGAUGUCCCUAUAUUCGAGAGAUUUCCUGUCAUUAUUUGUGUCUCUAUUGUAUGGCUUUAUGCUGUUAUCCUGACAGCAGCUGGGGCUUACAGACAUAAGCCAGGACAUACUCAGAACAGUUGUCGUACAGAUAGGGCAAAUCUUAUAUCAACUGCCCCAUGGUUCAAAUUCCCAUAUCCUUUGCAAUGGGGCCCUCCUACUUUUGCAGCUGGCCAUUCCAUAGCUAUGAUGGCAUCUGUUUUAGUUUCGAUGAUUGAGUCAACUGCUGCUUAUAAGGCAGCAUCCAGACUUGCAAUUGCUACCCCUCCUCCAGCUUAUGUUUUGAGUCGGGGCAUAGGAUGGCAGGGGAUCGGAGUUUUGCUGGAUGGUCUCUUUGGAACGGGCACUGGAUCUUCUGUCUCUGUGGAAAAUGUCGGAUUGCUAGGGCUUACACGAGUAGGAAGUCGGAGAGUUGUUCAAAUUUCAGCUGGUUUUAUGAUAUUUUUCUCUACUUUAGGAAAAUUUGGUGCUGUUUUUGCAUCCAUACCAUUCCCUAUAUUUUCUGCGCUAUACUGUGUUCUCUUUGGCCUUGUGGCUUCAGUCGGAUUAUCAUUUCUACAAUUCACAAAUAUGAACUCUAUGAGGAAUCUUAUUAUUAUUGGGCUCUCUCUUUUUCUCGGGAUAUCUAUACCUCAACUUUUCGAUGAUUAUCGAUUAGAUCAUGGACUUGUUCGGACUAAUGCAGGAUGGUUCAAUGCAUUUGUGACAACCAUUUUCAUAUCAUCACCGACAGUGAGCUUGAUCAUAUCAGUGUUCCUGGACAACACACUAGAAGUAGAAAGAUCGAAGAAAGAUAGAGGAAUGCCGUGGUGGGUGAAGUUUAGAAGUUUUAGGGGAGAUAACAGGAAUGAAGAAUUUUACACAUUGCCGUUCAAUCUCAACAGAUUCUUUCCUCCUACGUAGUAAUUGCCCUUGGAAGUCAGAAAUGAGACCAGCAGACACUUUUUUAUCGGCUCUGGUAAGUCUAACCCGUGCUGAUUUCAGACUGUCGAUGGAAAUUCAGCAACACUGGAUAUAUUUUGAUCAUAAGAGCGCUAAACCUUCUAACUUAUCCGGUGUAAGUUUUGGUGGACCGUGUGCAGUAAGGUCCACGAGGAGUUAGGAUAGUAUAUCAUUCUUCUCAAUGCCUUAUCAGAUGUAAAUGGCAUGCAAUAAAAUUAGCAUGUUUAGCUUUGCCUCAACUUUUUGCAAUUGUGCAGCUCAUAUAUAUAUAAAUAUGUCUAAUUUCUGGACUGUUAGAAAGAUGCAGUACUAUACUAAAAAGAAUGCAUGGUUAUAUGCAUGAUUUAUGUAAUUGAUCAUUUUGGGUAACCCAGUUCAAUUCAGAGAAUUCAAUUGA
Molecule: messenger RNA, 2348 nt
Organism: Chenopodium quinoa (quinoa)
Lineage: Eukaryota; Viridiplantae; Streptophyta; Magnoliopsida; Caryophyllales; Amaranthaceae
Product: nucleobase-ascorbate transporter 1-like
Exons: 14
Coding region: 356-1912 (518 amino acids)
Biological process (GO): transmembrane transport
Cellular component (GO): membrane
Molecular function (GO): transmembrane transporter activity
Source: RefSeq, a predicted model, not a curated record